UUCCAUCUCCCCCCUCCCCAUCCCCCUUUUUAUACCCACCCUUUUUGCCCGUAUCCCCAAAUUCUCUCACAAAUAUUGAGUCUUUUUUCAUUCUCUCCCUUCCAUGAUACUUAACCAUGUCCAAAAUGAAGCAUUUACUCAGGAAACUUCAUAUCGGCGGUGGUGUGGCCGAUAAUCCUCCUCACCUUGCCCCUCAUCACACCUCUCCUACUCAUCAACCACCUCCUGUACUUGAUCCGAAUCAGCAAACUAACCGGUUUGAACAAUCUGGGUCAACUUCAUCUUUGUCUCCUCAAACGACGCCGGCAUCAGCAGCAUUGCCCAGAGUCCCUGAGAUGAAUUCGGCUUCGGCUUCUGAUUCUGCUGAUUUUAAUUACUUUGAGGAGGAGUUUCAGGUUCAAUUGGCUUUGGCGAUCAGUGUUUCUGACCCAGAUUCCCGUGAAGAUCCGGAAACGGCCCAGAUCAAAGCAGCCCAAGAGAUAAGUUUAGGAUGUUCGCCUUUGGAAAAUCCUGUGGAGUUCCUUUCACUUCGUUAUUGGAACUAUAAUGUCGUAAAUUAUGAUGAGAAAGUGAUGGAUGGAUUCUAUGAUGUUUAUGGAAUUAAUUCCAGUGCGGCGAUUCAGGGAAAGAUGCCUUUGGUAGUGGAUCUAAAAGCAGUUUCGGUUUUGGAUAAUGUUGCUUAUGAAGUUAUCUUAGUAAACCGUGCAGCUGAUAUGGAACUGCGGCAGCUUGAGGAGAGAGUGUACUUCAUGUCCCGGGAAUGCCGAGCUUUAAAGAAGGUCCCGGUUACAAGCUUUUUAGUUGAGAAAAUCGCUGACCUUGUUGUUAAUAGGAUGGGAGGUCCUGUUAAUGAUGCAGAAGAAAUGUCAAAGAGGUGGACUGCAAGGAGUUACGAGCUAAGAAUUUCAUUAAACUCUAUCAUUCUUCCCCUUGGCUGUCUUGAUAUUGGACAUUCUCGACAUAGGGCCUUACUCUUUAAGGUACUUGCUGAUAGAAUCAACCUACCAUGCAAGCUAGUUAAGGGAAGUUACUACACUGGCACUGAUGACGGAGCAGUUAAUUUGAUCAAAUUUGACAAUGGAAGUGAAUAUAUUAUUGAUUUAAUGGGUGCACCAGGUGCCCUGAUUCCUACUGAGGCACCAAGUGGUCAAUUACAAAGUUAUGCAGUAGAUGUGCACAGUGUAACACCUCUUCCUUCUGGCGGUACUGUCAUUUCAUUUCCUGUUUUUGACACACAAACUGGGACAGGAUCAGGUUCAGUUACUGCUGCUCAUGGAACUGCCAAUACAUGGAUUUCAAGGGAAGAACCAGCUUUCUACCACAAUGAAGCAAAGGGGAAUUGUGGAAAUAGUUCAGGUAGAACUGGAAGCACCCAGUUUGAGCAUGACUCUGGAAAUCUCCUUCCAUUGUCGGCUAGAUUAUGUGAUGCUUCAGCAGUUUCCCAUGAUAACGCAUCCAUUGCACAAAUAACGCAAGCUAGAGAAGCUUACGAGAAUGUGAACAGUCUUGCAGAAAACUCAGAAGUUAAACUCCUAGCUGUUUCUCCAGAGAGUCAAAUGUAUUUGCAAUCAGAUCUGGUUUUAGGAGUUGUUGCUGGAAAAAAUCAAUUAUCAGAGGAAAGGGCUGUUGAUACUAGACAAAGUUCAGAAAUUAACAAGCAGUCUCUUGUAGCCUACACCGGGAUGCAGUUCCCUUACAGUAUAUCCUAUAAAAGUGAACAGGAGUAUACUGUUGCUGCACCGAGAGACAAUACAUUAUAUGAUACUUCAGGUGAUAAAUUCUUUAGGGAGAAGUUUGGAAAUAUUUCAGAUAACGAUUGUACUUACAAAGACAAAGAAUCAGCUUCAAAAGCAAGGGAAAUAGUUACUUGCAUACAGUCUAAGUCUUAUGCGGUGCAGAAAGAACAGCUUGAUCCAAUGCUACGUGGAGUGGCAGAGUGGGAAAUUCCAUGGGAAAAUCUCCAUGUUGGUGAACGUAUUGGUAUUGGGUCAUAUGGCGAGGUAUACCGUGCAGAAUGGAAUGGCACAGAAGUUGCUGUGAAGAAAUUCAUGAAUCAGGAUAUAACAAAUGAUGCCCUUGAACAGUUUAAAUGUGAAAUUGAAAUUAUGUUGAGGCUGAGACAUCCUAAUGUUGUUCUAUUCAUGGGAGCUGUAACUCGUCCCCCAAAUCUCUCUAUAUUGACCGAGUUCCUUCCCAGGGGAGGUUUAUAUAAGCUACUGCAUCGUCCAAACAUCCUUAUUGAGGAGAAAAAGCGUAUGCGGAUGGCACUUGAUGUGGCCAAAGGAAUGAAUUACUUGCACACAAGCAACCCUAUCAUUGUGCAUCGAGAUUUGAAGACUCCGAAUCUUCUGGUUGAUAAAAAUUGGGUUGUUAAGGUUUGUGAUUUUGGGAUGUCUCGCAUGAAGCACCACACAUUUCUCUCUUCAAAGUCAACUGCUGGAACGGCUGAAUGGAUGGCACCAGAAGUUUUAAGGAAUGAACCAUCCAAUGAAAAAUCUGAUGUGUACAGUUUUGGUGUAAUACUCUGGGAGUUAACUACUCUCCAAGUGCCAUGGACAGGGAUGAACUCAAUGCAAGUUGUUGGAGCUGUUGGUUUUCAGGGUAGACGCCUUGAUAUUCCUCCAAGUGUUGAUCCCAUAGUUGCAGAGAUUAUAAGCGAAUGUUGGAAUCAAGAUCCCCAAGUGCGCCCCUCUUUUGCGCAGAUUAUAAGUCGUCUUAAACGUCUUCAGCGUCUUAAUAUCCAGGGAUUUGAAACUUGUACAAAUCAGCAUUAAGGUUGACAGGUUAGGCAUUGUUGUAAUAAUAACAGAAGCUUGUUGCUGGGCUCAAAGUGCCAGAGCAACUGAGAAUUGAUUGCAAAGUCUUGUAGAUGCAAAGAAGCACUCGAGAAAACCCUGGAUUGGAAGCAGUUGGUUCAUUCGAAGUGGGGACUCAACGCAACCAAUUCAGAAACAAGCAGAUAUCUCCAAGUCAAUGGCUGCACGAAGUGCAGUAGUUGAAAAUUAGGUCAUAGUGAUCGUUGUGUUCAGUCUUGAGUUAUGUAAAAGGAAAAAAGAAAAAAAAAAUCCUUUUUAGUUUUAGUUAGUUUUAGGCUGAUGAAUGCACAGCACCAUUGAGAUAUGUAAUGAGUUCCAAAAAGGAGCAGCAGAAGAAAAAUCUCAAUUCUGUGAAGGUCGUCGAAGGAAGCAAUUGUAAACAGUCGGUCUCUGCAGGUUGUACCAACAGAAGAAUAAAUGGAAAUGAGGAAAAUUUCCUACAUUACCAUCUUCAUUCUCUUUGUUGUGCUUAUAUAUAUAGUGAAGUGAAGACAUUUUUGUGUAUAGUAAUACAUACGGUGUACAGUAAGUACAGUGCUAAACUUAUUUGCUAGACGUAGAACCACCAACUUGAGUAAGGAGCCUUAUGCCUGCUGAUUCAACUCAUUGCUAAGGUUAUUAAAAUCUCCCUACCACUUUUGCAGGUGAACUGUUCUGUUUUGGCUUUGGUUAAAUGCUUUUGUGAAUAAGUCAUCUAUCUGUCUUCUCUUACAUUUGUGACAACUAGCUAUGACAGACAGAUCAAGGAAUUAUAAAUGAUAAAUUGCAAGAA
Molecule: messenger RNA, 3588 nt
Organism: Solanum stenotomum
Lineage: Eukaryota; Viridiplantae; Streptophyta; Magnoliopsida; Solanales; Solanaceae
Product: probable serine/threonine-protein kinase SIS8
Exons: 14
Coding region: 117-2774 (885 amino acids)
Biological process (GO): protein phosphorylation
Molecular function (GO): protein kinase activity; ATP binding
Source: RefSeq, a predicted model, not a curated record